Molecule: messenger RNA, 523 nt
Organism: Carassius auratus (goldfish)
Lineage: Eukaryota; Metazoa; Chordata; Actinopteri; Cypriniformes; Cyprinidae
Product: growth arrest and DNA damage-inducible protein GADD45 gamma
Exons: 3
Coding region: 64-480 (138 amino acids)
Biological process (GO): regulation of cell cycle
Cellular component (GO): nucleus; cytoplasm
Source: RefSeq, a predicted model, not a curated record
UGCUCCGCUCGAGCCUCUACUGUACUUCAAGCACAGCUACUUCCUACUUCAAUCCAAACCAAGAUGAUGAAUGAAGGAAAAUCUCUGUCCGAAGCACUGCUGUCUGCCAAGGCGGAGGGGCGCCUCACUGUUGGCGUCUAUGAAUGCGCAAAAAUAAUGAACGACGACCCUGAUAACGUGUCUUUCUGCCUUUUGGCCACUGAUGACUUUGAGUGCGACAUCGCUCUCCAGAUCCAUUUUACUCUGAUCCAAGCGUUUUGCUUUGACAACGACAUCAGCAUCGUCAGAGUAAACGACCUGAAACGUCUCAACGCUCUUGUUGGUGCCAAGGGUCAACUCGAGGACGCUCACUGUGUCCUUAUAAUGAACCCAGCUGAGGACUCAUGGGAGGAUCCAGCUCUGGAGAAGCUUCAUCUGUUCUGUGAAGAAAGUCGCAGCUAUAACGAGUGGGUUCCUGAGAUCACUCUGCCCGAGCGUUGAUCUGGAGCUUUACUCUUCUCUGUUGAGAUGCUGUAAACCUUGA